Molecule: messenger RNA, 5389 nt
Organism: Fundulus heteroclitus (mummichog)
Lineage: Eukaryota; Metazoa; Chordata; Actinopteri; Cyprinodontiformes; Fundulidae
Gene: vwa5b2
Product: von Willebrand factor A domain containing 5B2
Exons: 22
Coding region: 357-4526 (1389 amino acids)
Source: RefSeq, a predicted model, not a curated record
GUGCUGCUACCAUCACGGCCAAUUGUCUGGAUGUAAAGCAGACUCUGCCUCACUUACCGUUGUGUGUUAGCUUGUGCCUGAACAGCAGGUUCAGGAUCAUGGUUUUGUAACAGCUCGUCGGUCCAGGACAGAUGCAGGACAACUGGUAAAUUUGUAGAGGGAGGGAGGCAUCGAAAUAGAGAGAGAGUGAGAAAGCAGCAAUCACUUAGCAGGAAACGUCCUGUAACAUAUAGCUGGGAAUACCCGGAGCAGAUGUGAUGGUGGAGUGAUGCGGAGACGGGACACUGGGGCACCUUAUCUGACACCGCGCUGAAGAGUGGACAAAUCAAAGGUUUUCUGCGACUGAAAAAAAAAACAUGGUGGGCCUGAGAAACCGUUCUACAUGGGACCCAUUGCUAUUAAAGGCCUCCUGCAUCAAGUCUUGUGCCAACGGCUGCUCCAUGGGCAUCACGGCACACCUCACGUACGCCAAUGCUGACACCGAGUCCGUGGAAGGUGUGUUUGUGUACCCUCUGGAGGAAAAAGAGGUCGUGGUGGGCUUUGAGGCCAUGAUUGCAGGGCGGCUGGUGGGAGUCCACAUCCAGAGCAGAGGGAAGCUGAAGGACUGCUGUUUGGAGUGCUGCCCUGUUACUGAUGGACACUGUGGGAGAGGCCAGGAGUGGAGCUGCUGCUGCCAGAUGUCUGGUCUGGACAUACAAUGCACCAACGGACACCUGGUUUUGGAUGAAGACCUGGAAAGAACCACCUUCAUUGUGGAUUGUGGAGUCAUCGGGCCCAUGGAUAUAGUGUCUGUUGUCAUCAGCACCACACUAGAACUCCCCACUAUGGAAAAUGGAGCAAUCCGCAUUGUCUAUCCGACACUCCUUACUCCGGUGGUAACUGGCCAGGUGACGGCAAGCAAGGGUGAAAAUGGGGGAAAGUCUGAGGAAACGGGGGCAACCAGCUGCUUUGGUGCUAGCUCAGGAAAACCGGACCGGGCCUUGGACUAUGAGCAGCAGUGCUCUCAUGGCCUCUUUACCAGCCCUGCAGUCAACCUGGCACCGUAUGAACUCAACUUCCAGCUGCUGGUUAGAGGCGCCUGUCUGCUGGCUGGCUUGGAGAGCCCUACACAUGCUCUCAGGGCAGACGCCGACCCCGGUGCCCAGAGUGCGUCUGCCACCUACAUCACUCUGGCUCAGGAGCAUCCUUACGACAGGCACAUAGAGAUCAUUUUACACCUGAGUGAACCCCACAGCCCAUUGGUCAUCCUGGAGAGAGGCCGCCUGUCCUUCAGCCAGUACGAGCAGCAGAUCUGCUCACGCCGCGAUUACGUCCGAUACACCCGCAAAGACGCGGAGCCCGAGAGAAGGCUGGAGUACAUCCGGAGACGAUACCACAAGGACAUUCUCUGCAGCCCCGUCCUCAUGCUCAACUUCUGUCCCGACCUACUGUCUGAGCCCCUGGAGCUGCACAAAGCCACCAGAGAGUUGCUGUUCCUGAUCGACCGCAGCGGCAGCAUGAGUGGCACCAGCAUACUUCGCGUGAAGGAAGCCAUGGCGGUGGCCCUGAAGAGUCUACCCUCUGGUACGAUGUUCAACAUAGUUGGCUUUGGGACCACCAUCAAGCCUCUGUUUACCUCCAGCAAGCUCUGCACUGAUGUAACCCUAAUGCAGGCCUACGAGUACGUCCAGAGGAUGAGAGCAGAUAUGCGCGGCACCAACCUUCAGGGGGCGCUGUCCUGGCUCUACCAGCAGCCCAUGCAGCGUUCGUAUCCACGGCAGGUCUUCAUCAUCACCGACGGGUCCAUCAGCAAUGUGGCUAAGGUGCUGGAGCUGGUUCGCAGAAACACAUGUGCUGGCAGGUGCUUUGGCUUCGGCCUUGGCCCCCGGGCCUGCAGGAGACUCCUGCAGGGCAUUGCCAAACUGACUGGCGGGACCACAGAGUUCCUUUAUGAUGAGGAGAGACUCCAGCCAAAGCUAAUCAAGUCUCUGAAGAAGGCCUUUGAACCCGUCCUGACUGAUGUUCGGAUCGACUGGUACCUGCCAGAGAACAUGGAGGCCCUUCUUUCGCCAAACGAAAUUCCUCCUCUGUACCCCGGCGAUCGCCUUGUUGGAUACUGCACUCUUUAUGAUAUGACAAACUUCAAAGCACAGAAGACAGAGUGGCAGGGUCGGGACUGCAGAGGUGUGCACCGUGACUCCGUGGGUUCGGUUUUCACCCAUUCGACUGACGAGCUCUCACCGCCUCCUUCCUCUGAGCUCAUGCCCGCGGUGAUGCCCGCGGACCGCACCGAGCUGGAGGAGGCUCUGAGAGAAAUUUCCAGGGAGAUUUCGUCCGAGUUUUCCUGUGCCAGAGACGCUGACCUUGGACUCGGCCCAGCAGGCGGGGAGCUGGACUGGUCCAGCGACAUAAGGCGGAGGAUCCAGCAGAGCUCCUACAUCCAGGAGCAGUAUGUUCUCACUCAUUGCUCCCUGAGCAGCGAGCGAAGCCUUCAGUCACAGUCCCACGCACACAUUCACGCCUCCAGCUCGGACUCUGCGGGUGGGGGCUUCCUUUCCGACCCCCGCUCCUCUGGUCCCGUGUUGGAAACGGGGUCUCUACCGCAGGGCCUUGAGAGGAUGGCCCCUCCGGAACCAUCAUCCUUGUCUCGCUGGGCAGACCCAGCUUGGCAGUUCAACCUUUCGGCUGAAACUCCUGACAAUGUUGCCAAAAAGAGCGGCCGUCUGGACGGAGGCGAGGAGUCUCGAAGGAGACAAAAAGUAUUGGCUCGUUCAACCAUGGCUGCGCGUAGCUUCUCAUCGCCGCAGGGGGAACUGGAAAUGCAUCGCCUGCGGAGAGCUCUUGAGAGGGUCUCCUUUGACCAGACUCUUGGGGGACGGCUGGACGAAAGUGAUGGAGAGACAGGGCCUCCAUCAAGAGGAGCAGUUUCCCACAGAAGCCUGACUGACUCCAAUGGACUCCUGUUCCCUGCCUCGCCCCUGGACUGGGAGAGCUUCACUGACCCGGAGGAUCUGUUCACCGCGGCUCAUCCUGAAGAUCCUCCCCCGGGUCAGUGUUGCUCCAUCAUUCACGGCCUGCUGAGCGGUAGGCCCGUGUCCUGGGAGGUCACUGUGGACGUGGGCCGUCUCUGGCCGCCAGAGGACCAGAACAUCACGGGGAACACCGAAUGUGGACUUGGUGGGGAGGACGCAGGAAAGCCGUGGGAGGAGAUCAUUCACCACUUGACGGCUCGCUCAGUAAUAAGGGACUUUGAAAAACUGGCAGAGAAAGAGAGCGACACUGGGCACGGGUCGGGUAAACGGUAUCGCAUGAAGGCUAUCCAGACAAGCAAGCACUGUAACAUCGUGUGCAUGUACACGGCCUUCACCAUUACAGAUGGUAGCACAAACAAAGGCUUGCCAGAGAGCACGGACGUCCGAAACACAGGGAUUCUUACAGGGAACAAGCAAACUUCUCAGACUUUGGGACGCAGGCAGAAGGUCUAUUCUGCCGGUCUGGGAAGACAGCGGAUUGGUGGAGAAAGGGACGAGGUCGAAGACGCCUGGAACUUAACAGAGGCAGGUGGAUACUGCUCCAUGGCUGCUGUAACAGCAGAGAUGUCAUGCAAUCGCUCGCAGAGGUCUAUAGAGAGCAAGUCGAUGGAGAGCUUCUUCAGCACCAGGUUCCAGCUGGGUCGACUCAGGUCCUCUAUUUCAUCUGGAAAGCAGGUUCCCCUCAAGUCUCACUGUUUAUCUGCAGAGUCCGACAAACAACCUGAGAGUGAAGCUCCUGACUACCAGCCCCUGGUGCAUUUACAGCUUGCAUCAGGAGCUUUUCUACUGACGGAGAUCUACUCGGAGUGCGUCCAGAUCCCGCUGGACCGCCUCAAGAGAGCUUCGCCCUACAGCCUUCACCGACGUAGCCUCAGCCCGGCGUUCCGCUGCACCUCUCCCAGCGCUCCCUCCUUAUCCACCUCUGCCAAGCCUCCUGGCGCCCCCAGCAUUCACCACGUCACCUUUUCUCCCUCCUCGUGCUCUCUGGCCAAGCCGGCCGCUCCUCCUUUCCACCACACUCCGGUCGACAACCCCUUGAUUUUGGAGUCGAGGUUCCUGCGAAGACACCUGUCGGACCGAGACCCCGUCACCUCGCCCCCUGACCUCCCGAGCUCUGAGGAGGGCUCCUUAGAGCUGUCUAUCGGCCCCUCUCACAGCCAGAGCCUCGGGCAAGCAGACAGCGGCCGCGGUUCAGAGACAGAUAUAUGCGAGGGGUCCUCUGCAGAGCCGUCAGACCUCCAGGGCAGCAGCCAGUUGGCCCAGGAGGAUCUGGAAGGCUCGAGCUGGGCCACCGCUGUGGCCCUGGCCUGGCUGGAGCACCGGUGUGCCGGCUACUUCAUGGAGUGGGAGCUGGUGGCGGCCAAAGCAGACUCCUGGCUGCGCUGUCAGAAGCUGCCGGAGGGAGUGGACCUGGCAGGGUUAAGAGGAGCAGCCAGGCAGCUGUUUCUGCUGCUGCGCCACUGGGAUGAGAACAUUAAGCUCAACAUGCUGUGUUAUAACCCCAAUAAUAUGUGAGACAAUCAGCUCUGGAGGUGCAAAAAACAGAACCACGGUCGUGGAAAAAUUAGGACGCCUCAUCAGAUAUUAAUAUCGAUUUUGAUUUUGCUCAAAGAUAGAAACGAAACUGAGCGAAACGUUGGCCUUUGACUUUCCAUUUCUUGUCAGCAGGUUCUUGGUGGAUUUACUGCCUUAUUUCCUGCCACUGUCAUGGAUUCUGUGAUGGUGAGCCACCAGGUCCAACUACAGCAAAGCAGAUCAUGACUCCUCCACCUCUGUGCUUCACAGGCAAAACAUCCUUAUUUUACACAAGACCAGAACAUGUGGAACAUUAUUACACAAGUUCUGGUCUUUGUCUGCAUUCUCCCUCACAAACGUCUGGCCUUUGUGUUUUCAUUUCAUUUUACGUGGAAUUCUGUAAUGUUUCUUUAUUCUUGUCGUUUAAUUUCUGUUACUUUACAUGUUUGAUGUUAAAUCUCCAAAUACCCAUAAGCCCCAGCUUGUCAGAAAGACACAGGGUGUUAGUGCGGGGUCCUCCUUUUUUCACGACUGUGUAACAAAAACUAGACUUUAUCAGCUGAUACUGCAAGCCAGUGCCAAAUCCAUACCAAUUUAACAAAAGUGACCUUUUUAGUGUAACUUAGCUUUAUGCAAACACAGGAAUGCCUUGACCAUCUGAAUAAGCUUUUCGUAGGUUAGAAUGCAGCUCUGAGUUUGUGUUAUGUGUACGAGUCAGUCAAUGAUUGUCAGGUUGGGUGUUUGAUAAACAGAUGAAAGAUUAGCUUACACAAUAAAUAUGAAUAAAAACAAAGCAUAAUGGAAGCUAAGCAUUUGUUGUACUGUGUACAAAUUAACAAAAAGGAAUAAAACUUUUGACCUGU